CACACACAAAAAAAACACGAGCUUUAUGUCUCUCUGGCGGAGACACUUUUAAAGACUUUUUCUUGCACUUUUAAACAUGUGCCGACAACCGCAGCCCACUUCGGAACCUUCGUGUAGUUUUAAGACGACACCGGUGCUUUAGGACGUCUCCCCCCCCAAAAAAAACCACCAACACCGGGGACGGACGGAGCGGUUCGUGGGGGAAAAAUGUGUUGUCAUGUCGGGCAGCAGCAAACAUGGCUUCCCCGUCGUCUACCUACCUACCGCGCGGCUCGGCUUGACAACCGAACCGGGGCGACUGUAGCCUGAAGAGCUCGGAAAGUCUCUCGCUGGUAAACAAGUUUAGCCGAGUAAAGGAGGGUGAGGGUGAGGGCUCGACGCCGCCGCCAUGGAGCCGCGGCACAGGGAGUUGCUGGAGAAGUGUCAGCAGAACCUGGCCGAGUCCGUCACGGACGCCGAGCGGCUUGUGGAGGUCCUGUCCCGGGAUGGCACCCUCAGCCUGGCCGAGUGUCACGAACUAGCCGCCCGCAGUGGCGAUGAUGGCGGCAGUAGCGGUGGAUCCUCAUCCCCCAACGCGGAGAAAGUGGAGCUCCUGGUGCAGAUCCUGCUCCGGAAGGACCGGGACCACUUCGCGGAGUUCUGCUCGGCCCUGGAGGAGACGAACCCUCACCUGCGGUCGGUGCUGCUACCCGGUACCUCGGGGCCCGUGGACCACAGCACCGGUUCCACCUACAGCGUCCUGUCCACCAUGCCGUCUGACUCGGAGAGCAGCAGCUCCCUAAGCAGUGCAGGUACGCCCACUCCGGCCUCCUCGCCGCCGCUCGCCCACACCGACAGCCACCGGGCGCUCGGGAACAUGGACACCGUCCUGUUGCAGCUUCGCCACGUGACCCGGGAGAGGGACGAGCUGCGCAAGCGUCUGGCGCUUUCCUCACCUGGAAGCACCUUUGACGACUGCAGGCCCAACUCGAAAGCAGCUCAUGACUAUGAACGCCUGAAGCUGCAGUGUAUGAAGGCCAUGGCCGACCUGCAGUCCCUGCAGAACCAGCACAGCACCACCCUCAAGAGGUGCGAGGAGGCGGUGAAGAAGGCCGACUUCUACUACACGCUGCACAGCCGCCUGGCCGGCGAGCACGGCCAGCUGAAAGAGGAGCUGGAGGCGGUGAGGCUGGACAACGUGCAGCUGGUGCGGGAGCACAACCACGCCAAGCAGGCCUGCGAGGAGCUGAGGAGGCUCCAUGACGACGAUCAAAGAGAUGUGGCCGACAUGAGGAUGCUACACCAACAGGUGUUGAGAGAGGGUUCCUCCGAUGCUCUCAACAAGUUGUACGACUCGGCCGUGGACAAACUGGAGUCGGUAAGGAGCGACUACGACGGUCUGAGGAAGCUCUACAACGAGAAGACGGCGAGUCACAACGCUGACCUGAGCCGCCUGGACCACGUCGAGGAGGAGAACCACCGUCUCCAGAAACAGCUGGACAUGCUGCUGAAGCAGAGAGACGCUGCCAUCCUCUACCAGCAACAGUACUCAACGUCCAUACGAAGGUUCGACAACACCCAGCAGGAGCUCUCCAAGGCCGCCGCCCAGAACAUGGAGCUGCAGUGGGACAUGGAGCGUCUGCAGUCGGAGGCCACGCGGUUCAAAACCCAGCAGCUCAAAGCGACCAAGGAGUGCGAGAAGUACAAGGAGGAGCGGGACUCGGUCAUCAGCGAGUAUCGGCUCAUCAUGAGCGAGCGCGACCAGGUGAUCAAGGAGGUGGAGAGGUUGCAGACUGGGCUGGAAGUGGCGGAGGCCAAGCUGAAGAACACGUCCUCCGAGAGGCGGGUGGCCAACGAGGAGCUGGAGGCUCUCAGACAGGAGCUGGCCUCAUCCCUGAUGGACCGAGACCGGGCCAUCUGCGAGACGAACGAGCUGCUGGAGAAGUACUGCCACGAGGUGAAGGACAAGGCCGAGGCCCAGAAGGAGCUGAGCCAGGCCUGCAAGGACAUGGAGACGGUGCGCGAGGAGCGCGACGUGGCCCGCAAAGAGAGGACGGAGGCCAUCGUCCAGCGUGACCAGCUGGUGCGGGAGUAUUACCAGGCCAGACAGAAACAAGACUCGGCCACUCUGGACAUGGAGAGAGCCAACAAGGAGAUUGAGAUGCUCAGGAAGCAGCAUGAGGCCAUCAGUCAGGAGCUAAAGGAGGCCCUGCAGGAGGCUGAGGUGGCCAAGUGUCGACGGGAUUGGGCCUUCCAGGAGAGGGACAAAAUAGUGGCGGAGAGGGAAAGCGUACGUACAUUGUGUGACAACCUGAGGCGAGAGAGAGACAGGGCUGUGAGCGACCUGGCAGACGCGCUGCGGAACCUGGACGACACGAGGAAGCAGAAGAACGAUGCCGCGCGGGAGCUAAAGGAGCUGAAGGAAAAAAUGGAGGACCAGUUGGAAAAGGAGGCACGGUUUCGUCAGCUGAUGGCUCACAGCUCGCACGAUUCCGCCAUCGACAUGGACUCAGUUGAAUGGGAGACGGAGGUUGUAGAGUUUGAGAAGCGCAGAGACAUGGAUUUGAAAGCUCUCGGCUUCGAUAUCGCAGAGGGGUUAAAUGAUCCUUAUUUACCAGUAGACUGUGGCGUAUUUGUCAGCAAGGUGGACAAAGGAAGUCAAGCAGAGGGCCGAUUGAGGGUGAACGACUGGCUGCUGAAGAUCAACAACGUGGACCUGACUAACAAGGACAGGAAGCAGGCCAUCAAAGCGGUGCUGAGCGGAGAGGGAGUGAUCAAUAUGGUCGUCCGCAGGAGGAAGUCCCUGGGAGGACGCGUGGUCACGCCGGUCCAGAUAAACCUGGCCGGCCACAAAGAAUGUGGCAUCGGCCUGGAGAGUGGAGUGUUUGUUGCCUCGCUGGCGCCCGGCAGUCCAGCAGUCAGAGACAAUGCUCUCUCAGUCGGGGACAGGCUGUUAGCUAUUAAUAGCAUCUCGCUGGACAGCAAGUCUCUUCCGGAAUGUGAAGGUCUUCUGAGGGCCUGCCGCGAGUCUAUCUGCGUCUCCCUCGCCAAGUUUCUGCCACAGAGCUGUUCUGGUCAGAGUUUAUUUGAAGGCGUGAGGGACUCGGCUCCCCGUCUCCAGCCCUGCGACGUGCACGCCAGAAACUGCCGCAACUCCAAGCACACGUGCUCCAAGCACAACUGCUCCAUGCAGACCGACAGCUGCACCUGCGAGGGAUCGUGCAACGACCCGGGCGACCUGGACGGGGGCAGCGUUAGCGUUCGCCACCACAAACCCUUUUCCGACAACUCCCUGCACUCCCGCAGCCCCUCGGAACCCGUGGCAGAGUUCUGCUACAGGAGGCAGGACUUCCACCAUCGCCCCUUCACCUUCACUCCCGUGCCCGCCGAACGCCCUCGUCCCUCGGAGAAGGCUGGCGGAGGCACGUGGCCAAAAGUCAUUGUUGGAGCAUCCAUACCGGAGUGUGCACAGCUUUCCAUCUACAAGAGAAGCAAACAAAGGAAGUCCAUCUUUGACACCUUCAGGAGACCAGAUGCUCCUCCAAAACUGGACUACAUGUCACUUUCCCAACUGUCCAAACACUCACCGCAGAGCUCAUUAGUGGAAUCCACUCAAGCUCCGCCCACCCCGCCGGUCAGGAGCGACUCGUUCCGGUUCAAACAUUCCCAGCAGAACAGCUCGGCGUCAGAGUCCACUCUUCCGGCCUCUCCGACCAGAGGAACCAGUCCUGUCAUGGAGGGAGAGGCCGGGCACCCGCUCUACUACGCCCACGCGCCCCAGAGAGAACCCACGAUGCCAACGGACGAGGACGAGGCUCAACACAGGGAGCCUGAGAAGAGGAGGUCGCGGCCCAAGUCGGCGCCGGCACGGGCACGUAACGUGACACCGUUACACAUCCCGGUUCCAAAGCAGAUUCAAUGUUUCUCUAAUGACGAGCACUCCCCAGAGCCCGUGGAUCUGUUACGCUUCUCCCCGAUGCGAAGCAAUCGGUACAGCAUGCACUUUGCACCGCCCAGCUACAACAGCGCCAUGGCACAUCCGGCACAGCGAGGCUUAGUGCCAUGCUCGGCCAAGACGGCCGUGAUGAGGAACCCGGUCUACACCACCUGGAGCCACGAGACCAGCAACUGUCCUCCAGUGCCCGGCUCAAGUGUGCACACGUAUUCACGCGCAAGCCCUCAGCGUCAUGGUCGCCACAGUGUGGACCUCAACCACAAGCUGGCUGGGGACACGUCUGAGAGCAACUCCAGCCAACCACCGCACAGCACACACUCCCUCCCCGCCAGCGCCAGACUGGGCUCCCUGAGUGUGUUGCAGUUCAGGACCGAGCGCAUCAAGAUCACGCCGAUUCGUUAUCCGAGCUCUACUGGAUCUGACAGAGGCUCCCGCUCUCAUUCGGAGUGCAGCUCCCCGACGACGCCUCCCAAGUCCCCCGUCGUCCUGGAUAUGUCCUCCUUCGCCAGCAGCCAAUCCACAAGCUCCAUCUCCACCCGGCUCAGGAUAUCCGUCAGCCCCGCUCCGGUCGGUGACGGCCGUAAGGAUGGAUUUGUCUCUAAUCCCUCUGUCAGGCGUCAGCAGGCAGUUAGGCCCGAGUUCCUCUCGUUACGGUGCUUGAGGCCUUAUUUGGAGGAGCCGCGCCACGUGACGGUGCAGAAAGGAGCAGAACCGCUGGGCAUCUCCAUCGUGAGCGGCGAGAACGGCGGCGUAUUUGUGUCCAAAGUUACGCCGGGAAGCAUCGCCCACCAAGCUCACUUUCAGUACGGAGACCAGCUCCUUGAGUUUAACGGGAUCAACCUGAGAAAUGCAAACGAACAACAGGCGCGCUUGGUGAUCGGGCAGCAGUGCGACACGGUCACCAUCUUGGCUCAGUACAACCCUCACAUGUUCCAGCUGGGCAAUCAUUCCCGAUCAAGCUCUCGGAUGGAGUCCAUCAGCAACCAUCCCACCCCCCAGGACAGCGGCGCCAACACCCCGGACGAUCACUCUAUCGGCGACACCCUCAGCGAGCAGGACGAGGGCACCAUGACCCCGCCGUCCAAGCAGACCACCCCGGCCACCAGCCCCCACAGCUCCUUUAGGCUCCCCGGUUCAGGUACGCGUCGGACCGCAGAAGCCAGACUGGUGAGGUUGAAAAGGAUCCAGACGGAGCUGGGAGUCCAUAUCUGCGGAGGAAACCUUUACGGCAUCUUUGUGGACAGCCUGGAUGACGACAGUCCUGCCAAAACUGCUGACGGCCUCCUACCUGGAGACCUGAUACUGGAGUACAACGGCAUCAGCAUGAAGAACAGAACCAAGGAGGAGGCUUACAUUGAGUUGAUAAAACCGACUGAAACCGCCACUUUCAAGGUGCUAAACUGUGCGGAUGAGCUCGCCGCCGUCAAAGAGGUGCCCGGAGACGGAUUUUUCAUCAGAACACUUUACGAGAGGGUGGCCGACGCCCAGCAGGAGCUGAGCUUCAAGAAGGACGACAUACUGUACGUUGAGGACACCCUACCGAACGGCGGUUUCGACUACUGGAUGGCGUGGCAGCUUGACGAGAAAGCGCGGAAGUUGGAAAAAGGGCAGAUCCCAGGGAAAUACAUCAUGGACCAGGAGUUCUACAGGAGACACGGUGUGACCGACAUGAAGGAUGACGGCAGCGGCGGCAAGCCCAUGUCCGCGGCCGCCCGUAGGUCCUUCUUCCGGAGGCGGCUGAAACACAAGCGCAGCAGCUCCAAGGACGGCAAGGACCUGAUGGCAGGGGACACCAUGAUGUCCGAUUAUUUACCCAUCACAGAAGAUGGUGCAGGUCUGUUGUACCAGCGAGUCCAGAAGGUGGAGUGUUUAUUCCCCAGACCGGUGCUGAUCUUGGGACCGUUGGCCGAGGCCAGCAAGGACAUGCUGGUGAACGAGGCUCCCGACAGGUUCUGUCGCUGUUUGCCCGAGAUCAUGAAGGCGUCUCAGCAGGCCAUCGAGCGCGGCGUGAAGGACUGCGUGUUCAUCGACUUCAAGCGACGCAGCGGCCACUUCGACGUGACGGCGGUGGCGUCCAUCAAGGAGAUCAUGGAGAAGGACUCUCACUGCUUGCUUGACAUUGCCCCUCACGCCAUCGAACGCCUUCACAGCGUUCACAUCUACCCAAUCGUCAUAUUCAUUCGCUACAAAAACGCCAAGCAGAUAAAAGAGCAGAAGGACCCCCAGUACCUGCGGGAUAAGCUCUCCCAGAAGCUCUCCAAGGAGCAGUUUGAGUCGGCCCAGAAGACCGAGCAGGACUACAGUCGCUUUUUCACAGCCGUUGUCCAAGGAGGCAGCGUCUCCUUCAUUUGCACUCAGAUCGCCGCCAUUGUUGAGCAGGAACAGAAUAAAGUUGUUUGGAUCCCGGACGGGGCGCCGUAAGAAAAAUAACAACAAUUUGACACAAACUUGCAGUCUUAUUAUGGGAUGCAUCAAAUACCAGUAAACUCUUGUAAGUUCCACUCUAAGCAUUGCCAGCACUGAUGAUCAUGUCAUAUGCACACUAUCCAAUAGUGAUGUACUGUACUACAUAGUUGUUUACACUAGUAUUUAAUACUACUUGAAUGAAUGGUUUUCUAUCUAUAAGUAGCACUCCUUUAUAAAAACACACUUUGGACCACCAUGCAAGCAGACGUCAGUGCUCUACUAUUUAUGUAUAUUUUAUCAAAUCAUUUUUCAAUUAAUGCUGGUAUUUAAUUGUUUAUUUUCGUCUGAUUUCUUUGCGUCCUGCCUUUUUCUUUUUGUGUUUUCCGCUCUUUAUCAUUUCAGUCAUCACGCCGUGCCAAGCUUUUCUAAUAUUUAUUAUUCAGCACCAUUAAAGCUACACAGCGGUUUGCGUGUUCUACUUAAAUUGCCAAUUUUUAUUUUAUUUUAUUUUUUUUUUAGUUUUCCUAAAGAAAAGGGAUGUUUUUACUUGUGGUUCAUGGUUGAUAUUUUAACGCAUCUUCAACAUUUCAUCUUCUGAAAGCAUUUCUCAGAGUGAAAAUUCUACAAUGAUUAAAAAGGGUACGAA
Entelurus aequoreus (snake pipefish) is the source of this 6986-nucleotide messenger RNA. RefSeq names its product disks large homolog 5-like. Gene Ontology annotation, molecular function: protein binding. NCBI's taxonomy places the organism in Eukaryota, Metazoa, Chordata, Actinopteri, Syngnathiformes, Syngnathidae. The coding region runs from base 389 to 6355 and encodes 1988 amino acids. The record is from RefSeq and is a predicted model, not a curated record. The transcript has 34 exons. Gene Ontology annotation, biological process: regulation of apoptotic process.